AUGAGCUAUAGCGGAGGUAGCGGUGGAUACGGCGAUCAACGCAGCUACAGCUCGCGCGGCAGUGAUCACGGUCGUGGAUAUGAUGAUCCCAGUAGAAGCAGUGGAGGCCAGGACCAGCGCGGACAUCAAGGGUACGAUCAGCGCGGACAGCAAGGAUAUGAUCAGCGCGGACAUCAAGGAUACGAUCAGCGCGGACAGCAGGGUUACGACCAGCGCGGACACCAAGGGUACGAUGAGCGUGGACAUCAAGGGUACGAACAGCGCGGUCAACAGGGUUACGACCAGCGCGGGCAACAAGGGUAUGACCAGCGGGGGGGUUUCGAUUCCCGUAGUAGUGAUUAUGAUAGAACAUCAUGGGGACAUGAUGACUAUAAUCGCGGCGGUGCGGGAGGUUACAGCUCUGGGUCAAGAGGUUACGAAAGUAGUCGAGGAAGCUACAACUCUAGUGGCUACGACGAUCGUGGCCGUAAUGGGUCUUAUGGCAGUAGCGGGGGAUACAAUGUAUCCGGGUACGAUGAUCGUGGAGGAUAUGAUGGAUCGUCUUCGCAUGGAGGCUACGGUGCCUCUUCGGGAUAUGAAAGUCGAGGAGGGUACGAUCAAAGCCGAAGUGGAGGAGGUGGUUAUGCCAGUGGAGGGAGUGGCUAUGAUGAUCGCUCUCGUGGAUACUAUAACAGCAGUUACGACGACCGCUCACGAGGUGGCUACGGUGGCGAACGGGAAGAUCGUGGAUACGGAGGAAGCACUAGUGUAUCAACAGGUCGCAGUUAUGGUGGCGUUGAAAGUUCGUCUGCAGGUGGAGAUCGCGGCUACAGUGGUCGUGACGAUCGUAGUUAUAGUGGCGGCAGUGCACGCGAUGACCGCGGCUACGGAGGAAGUGGAGAUCGUGGAGGGGACCGCGGAGGCGAUCGUGGAGGGGACCGUGGUGGCGAUCGUGGAGGGGACCGUGGUGGCGAUCGUGGGUAUGGACGACGCGAUGAUCGUGGAGGCGGCGACCGCCGUGGAGGUAAUGGAGGAGGGGAUCGAGGAGGAGAUCGUGGGUACGGCGGUGGAGGUCGUGGUGGCGGUCGCUAUGGAGGUGGUGGAGGACGUGGUGGAGGCCGUGGAGAGUCAGGUCCUGGUGUUGGGACAGUUACUGGCUCAGGCUAUGAGAACUUUGAUGAUAAUGUGUCGGAUCCACGUCUCCAGGACGAGUGGAUGGGCCGAGCUGGAGUGCGCGAUGUAAGUGCGGAAGAUCCGGAUCUUCAGCAGAAGUUUCUGUUUUGCCGUCGUCCUGGGAUUGGAAAAGGUGGCAAAUCUAUGCAGCUGCAGGUCAACUUUUUCAGUGUUUCGCUGGAUGGGGCCCCAGCUGAAAUUUUUAAGUAUCACGUUGACGUCGAGCGCUCGCCCGACCUUGCUGCAGACACAAAGUAUGGUCCUUCUGAUGGUGUGCAAGACAACCAAAAGGAUGAUAAUAUGGGAAAAGUAAAACAAGAAGUCAAAGACGUGAAGGAAACCAAUGAGGUCAAAGACGUAGAAAUGAGCGAUGCAUCGGUUUCCAAUAAACGUGAACAACGUCCAGAGCGUCCACUUCCUCGCUCAUUAGUACGAAAUGUUAUCAAUGCAGCUAUCAGACAGUACGAAACCGAGUUUGGAGGUAUUCGCGUAGUUCAUGAUGGAAUGUCAGCAAUGUAUGCGCCGGCUGUGCUGCCGUGGAAUGGACAGUCCAAGACUUUCGUAGAUGUCAAUCCAGAUGGACCAAGUAUACAUCCACCACCUCAGCCGGCGGCAGGUGACACCUCCCGUCGCCCGGUCCGUGGACCUCGAACUUUUGUCGUCAAGAUCAAACUUGCUGAAGCAAUCUCAACUAGCUCAUUGACAGAUUAUUACUCAAAUCCGGACGUGAAUGUCUUGCCAGUCCUACAAGCAUUGGAUGUGGCAGCUCGCCAUUUGGGUGCCCAACGUUUAAUCUCAGUUGGACGUAAUUUUUUCUCAAUGAAAAAGACAUUUCCGUUAAAAGGAGGCAAGGAAUUAUGCUGGGGAUACCACCAAGCCAUCCGUGUUGCUGACCGCAAGCUUUUGAUGAAUGUGGACCAGGCCGCCACUGUGUUUUAUGCUCCAAAAGAGCUGUUAGAACUUGUGCUUCCAGCUCUCAAUGUACGCUCUGCGAAUGAUGUUCGUGGGUUAUCAGAUCGGGAUUCAAAGAAUCUGGCUCGUGCAUUACGUAAAAUUGAAGUGGUGCCAACGCACCGAAAAGAUCGAAAGCGUGCAAUCUUUGGAAUCAGCUCACUACCGACCAACCAAACGAUGGUGAGUAUCAAAGGGGAAAGCAUGUCCGUUGCGGACUACUUCAACAAGCGGUAUAAUGUGAAUUUGAGAUACCCACAGCUGCCAUCUGUGAAUGUGGGCAGUAAAAGACCGGGCAAAGAGAAUUGGUUGCCCAUCGAACUGUGCGAAGUGGCGCCAGGACAGCGUUGCGCAAAUAUAAACGAUCUGGAUACUGCGGAAAUCAUUAAGCAGACCAGUCAACCUCCACGCGCUCGACAAGAAACAAUUAUUGAACAAAUACGUCAGGCGGGUUUCGAAAACGACCCAUACCUUGCUGCUUUUGGCAUUAAGGUGGAUCAGCGUCUUGAGUCGACUGAAGCUCGUGUGAUGGAUCCACCUGAUGUGCAAUAUGCAAAUGUGUCCGAAAGACCGUCAGGUGGCCAAUGGAAUUUGCGUGAUAAGCGCUUUGUCGAAGGCGCUACGUUGCGUAAUUGGGGUGUUGUCAUUAGUGCCAGCGUGAGUGAGCGUGAUGUUCAAGGAUUUAUUCGUGCUCUAGUAGAUAUAGCUGGCAGGAGCGGAUUGACAAUUGAAGAUAGCAGCCCUCACAUUGUCCACAUGGACCAGUUUCGUGGUGCACAGGUGGAAGAGCUCAUGACAAUGUGUUUUAAGGAGCUAAAAAACCGCAACGGUGGUUCUCCGCAAUUAAUCAUGGUGAUUAAGCAAGACAAAAGUGUGGGGUCUUAUAGUGAUAUAAAGCGGAUGUCUGACACUGUGCUAGGAAUACCAAGUCAGUGCAUCGUGUCACAGAAUGUCCGCGGUGCGAAGCCUCAGUACUGCGCAAACGUAUGUCUCAAAAUUAACAUGAAGUUGAGCGGGAAGAACUCGAUUUUGCGCGAGCCAUUGCCACUAGUCAGCACGGCUCCGACGAUAAUUAUCGGAGCUGACGUGGAGCACCCACGCUCUGGUAUGGGCUCUCGUCCGUCUAUAGCUUCUGUGGUAGCCUCGCUCGAUCGCUACUCGGCCAAGUAUGUGGCACGUGUGGCCGCUCAAAAGGCUUCAAGUGAUAUUCAGCUCUUGCCGCACAUGCUGCGCGAUCUCUUUUUAGCUUACUAUCAAAGCACGAACCGAAAACCGGAGCACGUCAUUUACUACCGUGACGGCGUGAGUGAGGGACAGUAUCACGAUAUUUUGCAGACGGAAAUGCGAGCGCUUCGCAAGGCUGUCAAGAUGAUUUCGGAUAGCUACAACCCACCAGUAACAUUUAUUGUUGUCAACAAACGCCACCACAUGCGAGCAUUUCCCAGUAAUUCGCGUGAUGCUGAUCGCAAGGGUAAUAUUGUUCCAGGCACAGUUAUUGACACGGGGAUUGUUGAUUCGCACCGGUUCGAUUUCUUUCUAUACGGCCACAGCGGCAUUCAAGGCACCAGCGUCCCGUGUCACUACACGGUGUUACACGACGAGAAUAAAAUGUCAGCCGAAGAAGUGCAGCGUCUCACGUACCAUCUCGGAUACACGUUUGCGCGUUGUACUCGCUCCGUAUCUUUUGCGACCCCCGCAUAUUACGCGCACUUAGCUGCCGCCCGUGCGCGCUUUUUCCUAAAUGAGGGCUCUGACGGUGCUUCCACGGUCGGCUCGUUUAAUUCGAGCUCGUCCAACUUCGACUUUGCGGAGUUGCACAAAGACCUCAAGAACUGCAUGUUUUUUAUCUAG
Messenger RNA from Plasmopara halstedii, 3954 nucleotides. RefSeq lists its product as hypothetical. The coding region runs from base 1 to 3954 and encodes 1317 amino acids. The transcript has a single exon. NCBI's taxonomy places the organism in Eukaryota, Oomycota, Peronosporomycetes, Peronosporales, Peronosporaceae. Gene Ontology annotation, molecular function: RNA binding; protein binding. The record is from RefSeq and is a predicted model, not a curated record.